Rhincodon typus (whale shark) is the source of this 2039-nucleotide messenger RNA. Its product is annotated as kinetochore protein NDC80 homolog. Bases 152 to 1603 code for a protein of 483 amino acids. Lineage: Eukaryota; Metazoa; Chordata; Chondrichthyes; Orectolobiformes; Rhincodontidae. Gene Ontology annotation, cellular component: Ndc80 complex. The record is from RefSeq and is a predicted model, not a curated record. The transcript has 14 exons. Gene Ontology annotation, biological process: attachment of mitotic spindle microtubules to kinetochore.
UGUCACAGCAGCGUCCUGAUGGUGACGUGAGUUGGAAGGAACUGUUGCUGCGGACGGACGAUGAUGCAGUUCCGUUUCCGGUGACCGUUAUUUUGAUGCCGUUUUGGGCGGGAAUUGCAAACUCUAGAAGACAGGGAGCCCGAGCGUUGAAAUGAGCAGAAUGAGUCAUAAUCCCAACAGUCAUAGAACAUUGCAGCCUCACCGAAUCAGUGAGGCCACCAGAUAUGGACUGGUUACACCUCAAAGUGUAUCAAAUGCACGGUUUGGUUCAGGAACCUCUGAGAGAAGGACCAGCUUUUUUGGAAGAAGGACAAGUAGCAUUGGAACCUUUUCUACAAAUAUAUAUGGAACGUGUGGAGGCACAGAGAAGAUAAAAGAUCCUCGACCACUCCAUGAUAAGGCUUUUGUCCAACAAUGCAUUCGACAGCUCUUAUGGAUUUUUGCUACACAGCAACAUUUUGGAGUGGAUGAAGCCCAAUUUGAUGCUGUCACUGCAGAAAACAGAAAUUUGGCAGAAGAGCUGGAGAAGUUGGAGAAAGAGAAACAGAAUGAACCGGACAGAGUUCAGGCACUGGAGAAAACAAAAGUUAGUUUGCAAAAGGACCAACAGAAAUACAAGAAGUACCUUGAAGAAAUGGAACAGCACAAAGCUCUUCUUGAGCAGAGAGCAAAAGGGAUCAAAGAUGAAAUAGAAUCUGCAGAACUGGAAUUAGAUGCAGUUAAAGAGGAGAACAACAAAUUGCAGCAAAUAUAUGAUGUACAGGAAGUCUCAGCAGUUGACGUUAAGAAAAUGAACCAUGAGAAAAAUGAGCUGCAUCAAGCAACAAUUUUCCUGAGCAAAAGCCUUGAGGAUGCAGAAAAGAGGAUGUGGAAUGAAGAGAUUAAAGUGACAAAGGCCAAGGAAAUGCUGGAAGUCAGACUGCAAGACUACCAUACGAUGGCUCGGAAACUCAAGCUAAUUCCUAAAGCAGCUGAAAAUGCUCAAGCACAGAACUUUGAAAUAAGCCUCUUGGAUAUCGUGUCUGGAAAGAGGACUCUAUCACAAAAUACUGAAAAAAUAAAACUUUCCCUCAUGAAUCUACUGAAACAAAUAAACGAUGACAUUGAACAUCUGAAGCACAAGAAAAUUAGUGUGCAAGAGGCCAGAGAACAGGUUCAGACCAUGAUAGAUGACAAAGCAAAUGAUGUGAAAAUGUUAAAAGAACAAAUUCGAAAAGUGGAUGAAGCAAUUGAACAAGAAAAGGAGGAAGAUAAUCGAAAAACGACAAAACAAGUCCAAGAGCUUGAAUCACUGGAAAAUCAGAGGAAACGGUUACAGAAACACUUAAACGAUGAAUUAGAUGAAGCAAUUGGACAGUUGAAAAUGGCUAAAUACCGAUUUGAUGAAGUGGAGCAAAAGACUACAGAAUCUAAGAGAAAAAUAACUAACAAAUUACAGUUGUGCUUGGAUACAAUGACCCAGCAUGUCACAAAUCUAGAGAACUACCUUGUGGAUUAUCAAAAAGGAGCUACGAAAGACUAUGAGGAAUCCUUGAAAGACAACUUUUUAACAGAUCUGAAGUCAAUAGCCGAAUCAUGCGAAGAGAUGGUUAGCUCUCUCUGAGCUGCAACAGGAUGCAUAAUAUAUCUUGUUUCUGUAUGUACAGUUAGUAUUAAGGAAUGACUUUAUACCAUUGCAGGAAUAUAUUGUCUUCCAACUGAUAUUGUUUGAGACAGCGAGAAGCUUGGGCUUAACAUAACCUCUUGCAAGCAGAAUUCCGUUCUUUAUUUGUAAUAUUGUCAGAGCAAACAUAUUUUCAAACAUAGUCUUCAUAUAUCCUUGUGGAGGAAUUUUGGAGCCUAGAUUUGGUUUUUCUGAAUUCCAUUCCAGCUAGCUUUGACCAAUGAAGGUGAUUGAUCUAGAAUUAUAGAUACUUAAUGUAAAUUGCAUAUAAAUAAUUCUUAAUCCUGUGGUUGUUCCAGUCUUAAGUAUCCAAAUAUGAUGUAAUUCUUAAAUUCUAUCUUAAUUAAAAGACUGCUUUAGUCAUACAUCAACAGCC